AUUCAUGUUAAUUUCUUCACAAACAUAUGUUGCUCUGAGUGUUGUUGAGGAUCAGGAUAAGCUUUUCCAUGGCCGCACCUUCGCUUUCCUCCGCUCUCAAUUCCCUCUCCCUCUCCGCCUCUUCCCGCUUCUCUCUCCUCCCUUCGCCGCCGCACACCGUCUCCCUCCUCUUCGCCAAACCCCAACACCACCCCUCCCUCCUCUGCGCCAAAUGCAAACCCUCCGAUGACAUCGACACCUCCUUCUUCGACAACGUCAACCCAUUGGAAGACAUUGACUUCAACCCCCCAGAGCCCCCGGAGGGAUUUGUCGCCCCUCCCUCCUUCGACGAUGGCCCCCUCGAGACGGAGGACGAGAUCGCCGCAGCCUAUGAGGAGCUCUACGGCCCCGCCUUCAGCGGCGUUUCCGUGCUUGGGAAUGACGUCUUCGAAACGGACGCCCUGGUGAAGCAGGACACGGGGUUCGGGUCCGGCUCGAAGAAGGAGAAGGUCCGCGACGGGUUCGAAGAGAGGGUGGUCCAGGUGAGGAGGGUGACGAAGGUUGUUAAGGGAGGGAAGCAGUUGCGCUUCAGAGCUGUCGUCAUUGUCGGCGACAAGAAGGGCCAAGUCGGCGUCGGAGUUGGCAAGGCCAAGGAAGUCGUCGCCGCCGUUCAGAAGUCGGCCUCCAAUGCCAGGAGGAACAUCGUAAAGGUGCCAAUGACUAAGUACUCCACUUUUCCCCACAGAUCUGAUGGAGAUUAUGGAGCAGCGAAGGUGAUGCUUAGACCUGCUUCUCCCGGUACUGGAGUUAUUGCAGGUGGGGCUGUGAGAAUUGUUCUUGAAAUGGCGGGAGUUGAGAAUGCUUUGGGAAAGCAACUAGGGAGUAAUAAUGCACUGAACAAUGCCAGAGCAACCGUUAUUGCUGUGCAGAAAAUGAAGCAGUUUCGAGAGGUUGCUGAGGAGCGCGGUAUUCCCAUGGAAGAAUUAUGGAAGUAAUGGAUUUCAAUCUUUGUGAUAUAGAGCUGCUCAUAGUUCUUGUCAAGGAACUGAAACAGUAUUCAAUUUUUUUAAUGUUUUCUGAAAAAUGAAUAGUUUCUUCAAAAAAGAGCUACUCCUUCUGAUUGAUUAGUAUAUUCUUUACCUGCCUGUUUGAUUUGUCCAA
This is a messenger RNA of Vigna radiata var. radiata (mung bean), 1140 nucleotides long. Its product is annotated as 30S ribosomal protein S5, chloroplastic. Gene Ontology annotation, molecular function: RNA binding; structural constituent of ribosome. Gene Ontology annotation, biological process: translation. Bases 69 to 974 code for a protein of 301 amino acids. The transcript has 2 exons. The record is from RefSeq and is a predicted model, not a curated record. NCBI's taxonomy places the organism in Eukaryota, Viridiplantae, Streptophyta, Magnoliopsida, Fabales, Fabaceae. Gene Ontology annotation, cellular component: ribosome; mitochondrial small ribosomal subunit.